GUUUGUAGAAGCUGGUUGAAACGAAAAUUUUGACGUUGUUGUCUGAACUGAAAACUUGAAAAGUGAAAAUUAUACGUCAGUCGGAAAUCGGAAAAGUACAGGAAAAUCAAAAUGACAGCUUUCACAAUAUCAAAAAAUCCCUUAAAAAAUCAUUAAUAAUGCGGAUGCGGCGCAUUUUAUAUCUUAUUCCGUUGCUUGCACAAAAUACGGUUGGAAUCAUAUAUUAGAUUGACAGUUGUUCAGCAGAAGUGAAUAGAAAAAUAAAAUGUCAACAUUAGGACCUGUUAGAUGUUUGUUCAGGCACAGUGCGUUCGCUUUGAGGCAGUCGGCGCGAAUAGCAGGUGUAGUGGGCCGCUAUAUACGCUCGGCUGAAAAGCACGGCGAGCCGGGUGGCGACCACCGCGCUCGGGCCGCGCGGGCGGCGCUCGGCGCUGGCACACUGGCACUAGCGCUGCUGGCUGCUGACCAUGUCUUUAAUGAAAAACGAUUCUUCAAAGCCGCACAACUUGGCAAUGUGCAAGAGUUACGGAAGCAGGUGGAGGCCGUAACUUCCAACGCUAAAAGUGGUCGCGGGGACAAUGCGCCGGACGGCAGCGGCGGCGGGGCCGACUGGCGCCACGCGCUGGGCUGGACGGCGCUCAUGGUGGCGGCCGCCAACGACCAGGCGGCCGCCGUGCACGAGCUGCUGCGCCUGGGCGCGCGCCCCGACCUGCAGGAGCGCUACUCCGGCGCCGCGCUGGCCGCCGCCGCCGCCGGCAUGCACCCGCUCGAGGUGCUGCAGCGGCGCGAGGACGAGUUCUGCAGCAGCAUGAACGCGCGCGCCUCCUUCCUGGGCUGGACGGCGCUGCACUACGCGGCGCUGGCCGACUCGGCGGGCGCGGCGCGGGCGCUGCUGGAGGCGGGCGCCGACCCCACGGCGCGCGACCACGCGGGCCGCCGUGCGCUGCACUACGCGCGCGACCCCUCGCCCACGCGCGACCUCAUCCUGUCGCACACGCGCGUCUGGGAGGAGGCCGCCGCCGCCGCCGCCGCCGAGGAGCGGCGCCGCUUCCCGCUCGAGCAGCGCCUCAAGCAGUUCAUCGUGGGCCAGCAGGCCGCGGUGGAGACCGUGGCCGCCGCCGUGCGCCGCAAGGAGAACGGCUGGGCCGACGACGAGCACCCGCUCGUGUUCCUCUUCCUCGGCAGCUCCGGCAUCGGCAAGACGGAGCUGGCGAAGCAGCUGGCGCGCUACAUGCACCGCGACGACCCGGCCGCCUUCAUCCGCCUCGACAUGUCCGAGUACCAGGAGAAGCACGAGGUGGCCAAGCUGAUCGGCGCGCCGCCCGGCUACGUGGGGCACGAGGAGGGCGGCCAGCUGACGCGGGCGCUGGCCCGCCGCGCCGACGCCGUCGUGCUGUUCGACGAGGUGGACAAGGCUCAUCCCGACGUGCUCACCGUCCUGCUGCAACUCUUCGACGAGGGUCGGCUGACGGACGGCAAAGGCAAGUUGAUUGAGUGUAAAAACGCCAUCUUUGUAAUGACGUCGAACCUCGCGGCGGACGAGAUCGCGCAGUACGGGCUGCAGCUGCGGCGCGAGGCGGAGGCACGGGCGGCGCAGCGCGUGCGCAUGACGCCCGCGCUGGCCGUGGAGCAGAGAGUGAUAUCUCGUGACGGAAACGGGCCGGAGGAGUCGGACCCCGAGGAGUCCCUGGAGGUGUCUCGGAACUUCAAGGACAGCGUCGUGCGGCCGAUCCUCAAGCGGCACUUCGGCAGGGACGAGUUCCUGGGGCGGAUCAACGAGAUCGUGUACUUCCUGCCGUUCUCGCGGCAGGAGCUGCUGACGCUGGUGAGCCUGGAGCUGAAGGCGUGGGCGGAGAAGGCGCGCGCGCGGCACGCGGUGGAGCUGCGCUGGGAGGGCGGCGUGCUGGGCGCGCUGGCGGACGGCUACGACGUGCACUACGGCGCGCGCUCCAUCAAGCACGAGGUGGAGCGGCGCGUCGUCAACCAGAUCGCGCUGGCGGCCGAGCGCGGCGCGCUGGCCCGCGGCUGCGCCGUGCUGCUCACCGAGCGCGCCGGCCGCGUGGCGCUGGCCGUGCGCCGCCCGCCCGACCAGGACUACACGCCGCUCGACCUGGCCGCCGUCUGACCGGCGUUGUAAUAGUUACCGUAACCGUACUCAAAUAAAAAUAGCAAUUCUUAUAAAA
Messenger RNA from Helicoverpa zea (corn earworm), 2183 nucleotides. Its product is annotated as caseinolytic peptidase B protein homolog. Gene Ontology annotation, cellular component: mitochondrion; cytoplasm. The transcript is spliced from 5 exons. Gene Ontology annotation, molecular function: protein binding; ATP hydrolysis activity; ATP binding. The record is from RefSeq and is a predicted model, not a curated record. NCBI's taxonomy places the organism in Eukaryota, Metazoa, Arthropoda, Insecta, Lepidoptera, Noctuidae. Gene Ontology annotation, biological process: cellular response to heat. Bases 266 to 2125 code for a protein of 619 amino acids.